AAACGAUGUUUUGUGACUACGCCUAGAACAUCCUAGGGCACUUGCUCGUGUCAAACGAGAGAGAACACAUAUGCAGACGCCGAGCACAGCGCGCCGCAAAAGAAAACCGGUCAGGGGCGGAACGCGCAUACCAGAGCCUCUUCUCAUUUUUCUUUGUGAUUCAUUUGUUGCGCGGCUGAAUGGUGCUGCGCCAUUGGUCGAUCGCCUUGCACAGCGCGAAGUUCGCAAACUUCGAAAGGGCCGUGACCCGCGCGCAUUGGGCAUUUGUCGCGUCGUAACGACUGGCAGUUGGCGCGUCGGAACCACAGCCUGAACCCUCCUGUGCGAACCACGAUAUGCAAAGGAGAGAAAACAUCGCGUGUCCAUCCGCGUCCACCGGCCGUCGUCUUUCGAACUGUCGCGCGCCACCGGAUCGCCAGCCGACCACGUCGUCGAUCGCUGUUCACGACGCCCGUGGAGAACGGCUCAGGUUAGAAGCCACUCGCAAGGCUUUGCUCCUUCGCCAGUGCGUCAGCGGGCGCGCGAGGAACGCGCUGACGCCACGAUACGAUUUGCGACGGCGGGUGCUCGAGACGAACCUCGUCCGCGAGUCGAAGUGCCAGACGGCGCAGCAGCAGCAGCCCGGCGACUUGGCGCUUUCGGCGGCGCCCAAACCUUCGCAGCCCACUCCGAGGAGCUUCAGGCGAUGGGGCUACUGCGACGCUUCGAAUCGAGGCGACGCGACGCAAGCGAGAAGUCGACUUGAGUGCCGCGCUCGAGCACCGCAGUGGUCGCCAGCGUCAGCCGAGAAGCCUCAGCCCUCGGCACGACCUCAGCUGACCGCGAACUCGAGUCCCCUCAACGCGACGCGAUGCGGCGCCACGUGGUCUCCUCGCAAGUUGGGAUCGCCGAGAAACUUCGCUGUCGUCAGCGCUGCGGCGAUCAAGAAAAGACUGCGCCGCAGCUGGUCCUACCGCGAAGCUAUCGCCGGCGACGCGCCAUCCGACGAGCAGCAAGAGGCGCAGGCGCCCCACAAGCGGCUGAAGACGGACGCGCUAGAUUCCACCGCGGAGGUAGCAGCAGCCACGAACACGCGACCCGUGCUGUCGAAGCGGCCAUGCAGAGUGCAGCACGGAAAGCCGUUCCCGAUACCGACGCCGCCCGCGAUAACCCCGGCGACGUCUUCGUCGACGCCGCGAAGCGUCUUAUCUUCGCAGCCGCAGCAGCUUACUCGAAGAGCGAUAACUCCACACGCGUCUACGGCGUCGCCCGCACCGGGCCAUUGUGUAAGCUUUCCUGGCAUCUUGGCUACACCUAGUGCGAGAACCCCCACUACAGCCCCACACGCGGCAUGGGCUCUCUCUCCGGCACUUUGUCAUAAUGGGCAAGGCGGGGUAGUUACUCCAACUGUAACACCCUGCCACCAACACCUUGGCGUGAUCAUGCCACUUUCGCCAUCAGUGGUGUCACAAGGCACACAGACGUCGCCGAAGAGGCUGCGGCGAAGGUCGUCGCUCAAGCGUGCCUUUGAGCGAUUACUCAGCAGCGGCAAGGAAAACGAGGCAAACGCAUCGCAGCAGUCUGUGUCGAAGAACGCAAAAGUGAAGGUCAAGAGACGACCAUCUCUCGUGGAGUCUCUUCUAUUCAGGCGUAGCAGCAACGAUAACGAAAGCCAAAGCAAGCCCGGCAGGCAUUCCACUGACUAUGCGGGAGCAUCAAAAAACAUUGUUGGGUCGAGUCCGCGUAGGAACAAACCUCGCAGAGCACACAGCCUGCAAUUGAAGGCACCAGAGUUUGACCCAUGGGGAUAGACGCUGCUUGAUCAUCAACUUCCCAGCAAUUUCGUACGGUGGUACAGUGGACAUACUACCACGUCCACUGCUGAAUGUAUUGCAGUGUUUGGGUUGGCAUGGAGAGCUGUUGAGUAGUUUUGUUUAUGGUUACACAUUUGGGCACAUCACUAGCAGUUAGAUUUUCUAACAUGUGCUUGGGCUUUAUAAUGCAGGGUCACAAUUAAGCACAUCAUUUCGAGCAUUAUAUGUUUGUCAUACUGUGGGCGAAGCAAGAAAUGGCUAAAUGUGAUAUGUCACAAGUGUGAUUACAUAAUUGUCCAUCAUCACUGUGCCUCAAAGCUUUUUAUAUUUUCUUUGCAAUACUUACAAUCAAAAGAAGUGGGUAUUAAAGCUGAAACGGCACUCAAGAAUGAUGAACUGAAGCUGUAUCUGUGUGCCAACAAGAUAAAGUGAUAGGCUAUCUUCGAGAACUGUUUUGUUAAAGCUCCAUUUGAUAAAGUGUGCAAUAAUGUUUCUUGUACUUUUUCCUUGAAAUGGUGAAUUCUAAAUUGCUUUGGCUCUGUGUUUCAGUUCCUAUGCCAAGGCACUGUGUCUGUUCAAUGCUUCUGACAAGAGCAUGACAAGAAGUUCCUCGCCAUUGCUUGAACAGUUAGGUUAAGGUUGGUCAUUAUAUAAACAUAGCAGCUAAAUGAUAACCUUGCUGCAAAGCCAAUUCCUUUGCCAAACAAAGGCAUGUUAAUCAAAUGACUGGCUUUUACUCAUUUUACUUGUAAUAAACAUGUUUCCGUUGCAAA
Messenger RNA from Dermacentor andersoni, 2566 nucleotides. RefSeq lists its product as uncharacterized. The record is from RefSeq and is a predicted model, not a curated record. NCBI's taxonomy places the organism in Eukaryota, Metazoa, Arthropoda, Arachnida, Ixodida, Ixodidae.